UAUUGACAACACUGUUUUAUAGGUGGUCGGCAUUUUUCUUUCUUGCUGCAAUUAAAGUGAAAAAAGUAUUAUUAAAUAAAUCUAAAGAAAGUAAUUUGCAAAUUAUCUGAAUAGUUUGUUGAAAAUGUCGUACGGCAAUCAAUCGAAUGCGCCAUGGCAGCGUAAUGUGAUGCAAGGUCAUCCACAAUCUGGCGGAUUUCAUCAGGGCACGCAAAUGUUUAUGCAAAAUGCACAGCAAAAUAACAUGGCGGCGUUCGGUCAUGGUGGCAUGCAAGGUGCUGGCAGUGGCAAUAUAUAUCCAGCUGGCGUGGGAAAUUCGGUUUCAUAUCCACAGCCUAGAAGUGGUUUAAAUCCAGUUGCUUUUCAACAAGGUGGUAACCCUCAGACGCAUAAUUCCAUCGGGACUGUUACGAAAAUGAGUAAUGAUUGUGGUCUCGUCAAUGAUGAGGUAUUUUUUUACCGCAAUGUUUGCAAGGGUCCAGAACCCAAACUGGGUGAUCGUGUCAUCUUUGAAGCCUCCUAUUCUAAUAAUGGGCAGUUUAAGUGGAAUGCCACUCGUGUUCAAUUAAUGCAACAACCCCAACCCCUGAUGGGUUCGAAUAAAGGAAGCUAUAGUUCUGUGGCACCGCCCAAUGAAUAUCAACGCGGACAGAUGCGUCGAAAUUCACCAAAACGUUCUCCCAUACGGGGAAGACAUGAACGAGAUCAUCGAGAAAGAGAUCGUUUACACCGUUCCCGUGAUAGGGAUGAGGCUGAACAUGAUCGCAAAAGAAGACGUGAAGAUCACGACCGUAGUCGUGAUCGUGUUGGCGCUGCCGCUGUUGAAGGACGUGGUAAUCAUGCUGCUCGUAAUGAAAAGGAACGAGAUCGUGGCGAAUCUAGAAAGAAGGAACGCGAAGUAGCAGAUCGUGAACGUGAAAGAGAAAGGGAAAAGGAGCGUCCUCGCGACACAGAAUUACAUCGUGCAGGUCCCAAAGGUCGUCGUACUAGAGCUAUAAAGCGCUAUAUGGUUCAAAUACCGAAAUCACUAUUAACUGUUAAAACUGCUAAUGUGCAAGAUUUGCGUCAACGUUACGCAAAUCUUUACAUUCCAUCAGAUUAUUUCCAUGCCAAUGUCAAAUGGUCGGACUCGUUUACACCCGACAAUCCAUUCUCGUUGCGACGCCCUUGCCAAUUUCAUAUAAUGUAUGAAAACGUUGAACCUCCAACGCAACAAAAUAUUGAUUUAUUAGAACCGGAGGACGCCAACUACUUGUAUUCGGCCAAAGUAAUGCUCAUGUCAUUGCCACCCAUUGCUGAAAUGUAUAAAAAGUGCUUUGAAAAUGAUGACGAUGACGUGCAUCACCGUGCAGUGCAUCCAUCGCGUUUAAUAAACUUUUUGGUAGGCGUAAAGGGUCGCGGUGGUCCAAUGGCCAUUGGUGGUCCUUGGUCACCAUCAUUGGAUGGUGAAAAUCCAGAUACAGAUCCAUCUGUACUAAUACGUACAGCCAUACGUACUUGCAAAGCUCUUACUGGUAUUGAUUUGUCCAAUUGUACCCAAUGGUAUCGUUUUGUGGAACUCUACUAUCAUCGCACUGAGUACAAAAAUAUGGAAAAAGAUGGACCACCUCGCGUAGAAACUGUUGUUAUUUAUUUGCCCGAUGUGCACUCAUGCAUGCCCAGCAUUGAAGAGUGGCAAACAUUGACCCAGGUUUACAAAGUUGCCGCCGAUGAUGUUAUUGCUCGCCGAACGGCUUUAGUCGCUGCUGCUGCGGCAAAUGCAACCGAAGACAACGACAAAACUACUGAUGUUGCGAUGGCAGACGACUCUACGUUGGCCGACGAUGGAGCUGAAGAAAACCCAGCUGACAACGAUGACUCUGCUUCAGUAAAUAAUGAUGAUGAAGAAGGAGAUGGAGAACACCAAGGCGAUGAAGAAGCAGAGGAAAAAAUGGAUGACUCGACAGCAUCGGCGGAUGUUAGUGGCACUGCAGCUGGUGAUGAAGAUACCGCUAAUGAGAUCGCAGAUAAGGGACACGUUGGCGAUGAAACUGCUGCGGCUGAAGCUGCAGACGAAAAUGUAACUGACCAAGAUGAACCAGCUCCGGAACCUACACAUUACUCGCUAUUGGAUUUAAAAAACAUGAAGGUUCAGGAAAUACGUGAUGAACUUUUGGCUCGCAAUUUGCCCGAUAAAGGUGUACGCAAUGUCGUUAUGGCCCGCUUAGCCAAGGCCUUAAAUACAGAAAAAUUCGAAGAAACUAGAAACAAGGGCAAAAGCAAACAUCAGCAGCAAUCGCCUCAAAAAUCGAUUGCUGGCAAAAACUUAAACGAUUCCAAUAGUAAAGCCAAGAAGGAUGAAGAAAAAAUGGACGUAGAUUCUGAGACAACACCUAAAGCCGCCGAUAAAAAACCCUCAGAGGCAAAUAAGAAGAAACCCGCAAAGAGGACCUCAGAUGUCAAUGCCAAAGGCAACGAUGGAAAAGCUAAAGGAAAAGCAAACGCCGACAAAAAGAUUGUUGCUAAAGUCAAAAAUGACAAAGAAGAUCAAGAAGAUUGGGCUGACAUUAUUGACUUUGAAUUAAGUGACAUUGUUAUACUCGAUGAAUACGAUUCGAGUAAAAAUCCCGAGGAAAAUGCCUUGAAGGAAAUGAGCGACAGAGAAAAGGCUCAACUUAUACGCCGCUACACUUUACCCUCCACUCCUCAUAUUGUGGUGCAUCCCAAUAGACAGGCUAAAGGUGGCAAAUUUGAUUGUGACAUCAUGUCUUUGUCUGUAUUAUUGGAUUAUCAUCAAGAUGAUGCUAAGGAGCGUUUCUUUGAGGUCUCAUUAUUUGCCUCACUCUUUAACGACAUGUUAAUGCGUGACUUUGCGUUUAACAUUUAUAAAGAAAUUUAUCUCUAUGAAGAAACCGCUGCAGCAAAUAACACCUGUGAGAUCACAGAAAUCAAGGCAGAAGACGAUGUUAAAAAGGAAAAAACCGAAACAACGGAUGAAGUUAAAAAGGAAACGACUACCAACAAGGAAAUCAAAGGAGAAACUAAAGAGAAGGAGGACGAAAAAGAAAAAUCUUCAAAGAAAGAAACCAAGUCAACCAGUGAAGACAAAUCCACCAAGGAUCAACAUAACGAUGAUUCACAAUCCAUUAAAUCCGAAUCGAGGAAACGUAAAAUGAGCACAUCCACCUCAACAGCUAAUGGCAAGGAGCACGAACUAUCCGUUAGCGACAAGAAAAUGGUGGUGGUCAAACCACAACUACUGCUCUCCUUUGUUUACUUCGAUACCACCCAUUGUGGUUACAUUUUCGAAAAGGAUUUAGAAGAGUUAUUUACAGUAUUGGGUUUGAAUCUUUCACGUUCACAAAUCAAAAAAGUGCUGGGAAAAUUGGCUACACGCCAAGCUAUUUACUAUCGAAAACUAACGGACAAGGAAGAAUCUUUGGAAUCCACACCCGCCAUUGAAGAUGUCGAUGAUUUACCAAUUGAAGAACUUCAACGUAUUGCUGCUGGCAAUAAUCAAUACGAGAAUAUAUUUGGCAGCAAUAAUAAUCAUAAUCAGGUAUCUGCUAUUGAAGGUGAUGAUAGCAAAGACGGACUAAUAAACUUCAAUGGUACUGUUGUGCAUGUGGGAAAAUUGAUAAGUCAAAUCAAUCGCACUGAAAAGAAUUAUUCGGAUUUGGAAAAACUCUACAAUGAUUUGCUUAAACAACACACUGAUUUACAGAAAGAUCACAACAAAUCGAGCACUAAGAUCAAGGAUUUGCAAUCAGAAAUCAAAAGUGUUUCUCGCAAACUAACAGAUGCCAAUCAAGAUUUCUAUUCCUUAAAUCGCAAAUACCGAGAUCAAAACGCCACUUUAUCCUAUAUUUACACAAGGGUUGCACCCUAUUUUGUACGAGAAAAGGAUAAGGACAAGGAUGCUAAAACAGAAGGAACUCGCGACAAAGACAAGGAUGAGAAGGAGAAGGAAAAGGAUAAGUCUAAAGAUAAAGAAUCUGAGGUAAAGACAAAGGAUGACAAAGAAAAGGAAACUCAGAAAGAUGACAAAGAAAAGGAAACUCAAAAAGAUGAUAAAGAAAAAGAAAAGUCUAAAGAUGACAAAGAAAAGGAUAAAGUAAAAGAUGACAAAGAAAAAGAGAAGGUUAAAGAUAACAAAGAAAAGGAGAAGGACGCUAAAAAAGAUGAAAAAGAGAAAGAGAAGCCCAAGGAGGAUAAAGAAAAAGAAAAACCAAAACCAAAAGACGACAAGGAGAAGGAGAAAACUAAAGACGAAAAAGAAAAGCCGAUAACAAAAACUGAUAAAGUCAACAAACCAAUGCCACAAAAGAAUAACAGUGAAAAACCUACGAAAGUCAAGGAGCCCACAACACCAGCUGCAAAAAAAGUAACCGAUUCAAAGCCCACUGGCAAAGCAGUAAAGAAAUCUGACACCGUUAGCUCUAAGAAGUAGAAGUUUAAUUAAUUCUAAUUUUAAAAUAAAAUUCAUUCAUUCAACAAAACACACAAUAAAUAAUAAUACAUUUGUUUAUGUAAAGAAAAACAUGUAUCAGAUUAAUUUCACAAAUAAAUAAAGAUACAUAUGUAUUCAAAUUGAAAAUACAA
Molecule: messenger RNA, 4581 nt
Organism: Calliphora vicina (urban bluebottle blowfly)
Lineage: Eukaryota; Metazoa; Arthropoda; Insecta; Diptera; Calliphoridae
Product: cell division cycle and apoptosis regulator protein 1-like
Exons: 12
Coding region: 125-4429 (1434 amino acids)
Biological process (GO): regulation of DNA-templated transcription
Cellular component (GO): nucleus
Source: RefSeq, a predicted model, not a curated record